Molecule: messenger RNA, 1170 nt
Organism: Sodiomyces alkalinus F11
Lineage: Eukaryota; Fungi; Ascomycota; Sordariomycetes; Glomerellales; Plectosphaerellaceae
Product: putative short chain dehydrogenase
Exons: 1
Coding region: 316-885 (189 amino acids)
Molecular function (GO): oxidoreductase activity
Source: RefSeq, a predicted model, not a curated record
CUAUGCCAGGAAAACAUUGUCCGAUGAAGACUAGACGUUCAACGGCUCGCCAAAAAAGGACCGCGCCAAAACAACCGCACCACGCCAACGCGCCACCAUGCCAACGAUCUGCUAGACACCGGCUAUCCAACUCCGUCAGGGGCUAAAAUGCACCAUAAAUCCACGUGUAUCCUUCUCGGACUACAUUUACUAUUCCACGAUGUAGGAAGCCUUGCGACAGCUGCAGAACAUUACCAAGUUCCAAUACCGUACCCACCGACAGACCCCUACCUUAAGUAACACCACCUCCGAAGAUCGAACCCCCCCGCAGUCACCAUGUCGCAUGACCUCCAAGACAAAGUCAUCGUCAUAACCGGCGCCGGCGGCGGCAUGGGCCUCGCAACCUGCAAAAUGCUCGCCGCGCGCGGCGCCAAGAUCUCCAUGUCCGGUCUCCGCCCGCAACCCCUCCAAGACCUCGCCGCCGAGAUCGAAGCAUCCGGCGGGCAGGCGAUGGCGCAGCGCGUCGACGUGCGGGACGACGCGCAAGUCAACGACUGGAUCGCGCAGACGGUGGCGCGGUUCGGGAAGCUCGACGGCGCCGUCAACCUCGCGGGGGCGAUCCCGUCGAGUUUCUUUGCUGAUACGGUCGAGAAUCACGGGAACGGGACGUGGGAGCAUAUCAUUGCGACGAAUUUGACGGGGACCAUGUACUGCAUGCGCGCGCAGCUGAAGAAUAUGAGGGAUGGCGGGAGUAUCAUUACCUGUGGGAGUACGGCCAGCGUCCAGGGCGAGCCUGGGUGCUCUGCUUAUGUGGCGGCGAAGCAUGGGGUUGUGGGCUUGACCAAGUCGGCGGCGAAGGAGGUUGGGCCGACGAGGAAUAUCCGGGUGAAUUGCAUUGCGCCGUGAGUUUCAUUUCUUGCCCUGUUUAUUGCGUCUUCUCAACACGCGAUGCUAACGGGUCAACAGCGGCAUGAUUGAUACGCCCAUGUACCAAAAAGUGAAGGACGCGAAUGGCGGCGAGCAUGUGCCGUUCAGGCAGUGGAUCAAGCGAGAGGGGACACCCGACGAAAUCGCGUCGCUCGUCUGUUGGCUCCUGUGCGACGAGUCCAAGUACAUUACGGGUACUGUACAGAUAAUUGAUGGCGGAUGGUGUGCUUGAAGACCGGCAUGAUUAUCUGAAGAAGCGUACAA